Molecule: messenger RNA, 786 nt
Organism: Zingiber officinale
Lineage: Eukaryota; Viridiplantae; Streptophyta; Magnoliopsida; Zingiberales; Zingiberaceae
Product: heavy metal-associated isoprenylated plant protein 23-like
Exons: 3
Coding region: 169-618 (149 amino acids)
Molecular function (GO): metal ion binding
Source: RefSeq, a predicted model, not a curated record
UGUUUAGUUAGGCCUAUAUAAGAAGAGCUACACAUGUGGAGGUCAACCACAGAGUCCCUCUUCUCCUCUCUGAUUCUUCCUCUUUCUUUGGAGUUCACUCACUCAUCUCCUAAUUAAUCAAACAAUCAAGCUCUUUUUCAGAUUGCUUUUUGUGUUCCAUUCGUUGCCAUGGAAGGAGCACUGAACUACUUCUCCAGCUUGUUGGGUGGGCACAGCGACCACAGGAGGAAGAGGCAGUUCCAGACUGUGGAGCUCAAGGUCAGGAUGGAUUGCGAAGGCUGCGAACUCAAAGUUCGAAAUGCACUCUCUCGCAUGAGAGGAGUUCAAUCUGUGGACAUCAAUAGAAAACAAUAUAAGGUAACCGUGGUAGGGUACAUCGAGCCGCAUAAGGUAUUGAAGAGGAUUCAGUCGACCGGAAAAAAGGCUGAAAUAUGGCCUUACGUGCCCUACAACUUGGUGGUUCACCCUUACACUGCCCAAACUUAUGAUAAGAGGGCACCAGCAGGGCAUGUGAAGAAUGCAGAAGUGAUCACAAUCUCUAACCAAGUGGUGAGGCCGGAGGACAAGCUUUCCAUCAUGUUUAGCGACGACAACCCUAAUGCUUGCUCUGUUAUGUAAAUGAAUUAGAGAUUUUGAAUUGGACACUUUCAACUAUGCGACAUGCAUGCACUUUUGUUUUCUCGUUCGAGUUUAUCGAAUUCGAUGUAAUGUAAUAAGUUGAGUAAGACCUUUGUGUGGAAGAAGGGCUACAUUUAUCAAGUACUUUGUAGCUUUAUUUUGUUUGUA